UGGCGUGAGUAGCGACUGUGAAAGGGGAGCUAUCAGGUCUAACUCCCUCGGUUAUCAUUUUAAAGUAAAGAUUUAAAACUUCUCUAGGAUAAAUUCGAGAAUACGCGAUGAUAAUAGAAUUCCAUGCGUCCAUGCCUCUUUGAGUUAAUUUGUCGAAUAUGUGGCGGGCGGAAACGAUGUCGCAAAUGUGCGCAUAUGACACGAUAAUGCGACCAACGGAAUUCGAGUUGGCGGAGAAACCAGUUGUGAGCUGGAGAGCGUGGAUUUGAGCAAAUGGAGAGGUUUGAGGCAAUUAGGCCAUUUAUGAAUUACUAGACGUAAAAAAACCUCCGCUUGAUUGCUGCGUCCAUACCUGCAGGAGUUGCAUCAAGUAAAUAAGAAAUGAAAAUGGAUUUAAAAGUUUUUCGAAAUGGAUUUUGGAUUUUCUAUCGCUAUUGGUUAUUAGCUUUUUUAACCCCAUAUCAUCCCAAAAAAAAAAAAGCCUUCUUUUUCUUUAUCAGAGAAUUCUUAAUCAAUUUCCAUGAGUUCUUGUUAAAAAACAGAUCCUCAUGGUUUGCUGACAGUUGAUGGGUAACGUAAGUUUCCCACUUGCUCACCCACAGCCACAGUUUUCCUAAGUGACAGCGAAGUGGACAAGAACCAAUUCUCCUACCUACCCAAUUGUCCAAUUGGCCGAGGCUUUUGUGAAUGUAACACUGCCAUAAAGUCAAAUGGACAAAGCAAAUAUUCUACUGUGUUUAGAUUCCAUGACUGUGGUCUUAAGUAGUUGCGGAGCCUUGGUUUUGUUCUUGACAUUUUACUGCGUUCUUUAAGUCUAGAAGGUGAAAAACUUUAACAUGGAAGAUCGAGAAGGAAGCAAAAAUUUGCCGAAGCUGCCUAUACCAGGGAAAAGAAACAUACUCACCACAAGCGCCUUGCCUUAUGUCAAUAACGUUCCUCACCUUGGCAAUAUUAUUGGCAGUGUUUUAAGUGCUGAUGUUUUUGCUCGUUAUUGCCGUCUCCAAGGCUACAAUGUUAUAUUCAUAUGUGGAACUGAUGAAUAUGGGACAGCUACUGAGACUAAAGCUAUGGAGGAAAACUGUACCCCUCAGGAAAUUUGUGACAAAUAUCAUGCAAUUCAUAAAGCAGUCUAUGACUGGUUUGAUAUAAGUUUUGAUGAGUUUGGGCGCACGUCAACUCCUCAGCAAACUGAGAUUUGCCAAGCAAUUUUCAAGAAGCUGAUGGAGAACAAUUGGCUUUCUGAGAACACAAUGCAGCAGCUUUACUGCGAUACAUGUGAGCGUUUCCUAGCAGACCGGUUUGUUGAAGGCACCUGCCCAACACCAGGGUGCGAUUAUAAUUCUGCACGGGGGGAUCAAUGUGAAAAGUGUGGAAAACUUUUGAAUCCAACAGAACUUAAAGAUCCGAGGUGCAAAGUAUGUCAGACAACUCCAAGGAUUUGUGACACUGACCAUUUGUUUCUAGAGCUCCCAUUACUGAAGGAUAAAUUGAAAAACUAUAUUGAUGAGACUUCAGUAAUAGGAUCUUGGAGCCAAAAUGCUAUUCAAGCUACAUAUGCAUGGCUUAGAGAUGGACUUAAACCUCGCUGCAUUACUCGGGAUCUUAAGUGGGGGGUUCCUGUUCCACUUGAAAAAUUCAAAGAUAAGGUCUUCUAUGUUUGGUUUGAUGCACCUAUUGGAUAUAUAUCUAUUACUGCAUGCUAUUCACCUGACUGGGAGAAGUGGUGGAAGAACCCUGAACAUGUGGAGCUCUAUCAGUUUAUGGGCAAGGAUAAUGUGCCGUUCCAUACUGUCAUGUUUCCCUCUACACUUCUCGGUACUGGAGAAAACUGGACUUUGAUGAAAAGCAUUAGCGUUACAGAAUAUCUAAACUAUGAAUCAGGAAAAUUCUCCAAGAGCAAGGGCAUAGGAGUUUUUGGCAAUGAUGCGCAAGAUACAGAGCAGCCUGCUGAAGUCUGGCGAUACUAUUUGCUGGCAAACCGGCCAGAGAUCUCAGACACGAUAUUUACAUGGGAGGACUUUCAAGCAAAGUUAAAUUCCGAGUUGAUAAAUAAUUUAGGCAAUUUUAUACAUCGAGUAUUGAGCUUCAUUGCCAACACUUCAGGAAAAGGAUAUGAAACUAUCAUUCCUGAUGCUCCAGGGGCAGAUUCACAUGUCUUGACAGUAGCAUUGGCAGAAAAAGUUGGUUACCAUGUGGAUCAAUAUGUAAAAUCCAUGGAGCAGGUUAAGCUAAAACAAGGAUUGAAAUGUGCAAUGAACAUUUCUGGUGAAGGGAACGCGUAUCUGCAAGAGAGCCAAUAUUUUAGGAUGUUCGAGGAAGAUCAAGCUUCCUGCUCUAUUGUUGUGAAAACUUCUGUGGGGCUUGUCUAUCUUCUUGCAUGUUUAUUAGAACCUUUCAUGCCAUCAUUUUCCCAUAAGGUGUUCAAGUUGCUUAAGCUGCCUCCUGAAACAACAUUUUCACUGUCUGAAAAGAAAGAUCUUGAGAGGGCACAAAAGCCCUGGGAACUUAUUCCUGCUGGUCAUAAAAUAGAGAAGCCAUAUCCGUUAUUCAAGAAACUGACAGAUGAUGAGGUGAAAGUCUUCAAGGCCAAGUUUGCUGGAAGUCGGGGAGCUGAUAGAGAAAAGAUAGAGGCAGAAGCUAAGAAGAUGGCUGAGAAAUUGAAGAAAACACAUAUUUCUGAAUCCAAAAACUGAUUCCCAUAAAUUUUUUCAUCAUCUCAUUCUGCUGGACUAUGUUUCGAUGAUGAUUAAAUUUUGUAAAUAGCUAUUAUGGCUGGUCACAAGUGAUUAACUGUAGGCAGAAAAUCCUUGUCUUUGAGCCUUUGAGGCAUGAUGAACACCAUCUUUAAAGUAUUAAUUGCACUCGCUAGUUAAUGCCUAUAUCUUAUGACCUACAACUAACAAUAAUUGCAGACUAUUUAGAAGAACUCGUGUAUGAAUUGAUAUGAUAUUUGAGAGAAAAAUAAAUGAGAAAUGAAUGUUUAUACCCA
Manihot esculenta (cassava) is the source of this 2989-nucleotide messenger RNA. RefSeq names its product probable methionine--tRNA ligase. Gene Ontology annotation, biological process: methionyl-tRNA aminoacylation. Gene Ontology annotation, molecular function: ATP binding; methionine-tRNA ligase activity. The record is from RefSeq and is a predicted model, not a curated record. Bases 837 to 2693 code for a protein of 618 amino acids. Gene Ontology annotation, cellular component: cytosol; aminoacyl-tRNA synthetase multienzyme complex. The transcript has 14 exons. Lineage: Eukaryota; Viridiplantae; Streptophyta; Magnoliopsida; Malpighiales; Euphorbiaceae.